AUGAGUAAAACUACUGAAGCCGAUUCUGCUACCGUUAAGAAUGAAUUAAACCAAUUUGAACAACAUUAUUUCAAUUCUUACGACCAUUUUGGUAUCCAUGAGGAAAUGCUACAAGAUACUGUUCGUACCUUAUCGUACAGAAAUGCUAUCGUUCAAAAUAAGGAUCUAUUUAAAGAUAAGAUUGUUUUGGACGUUGGUUGUGGUACUGGUAUCUUGUCUAUGUUUGCUGCUAAAAAUGGUGCCAAACAUGUUAUAGGUGUUGACAUGUCAAAUAUAAUUGAAAUGGCCAAAGAAAUCGUUGAAUUGAAUGGUUAUUCAGAUAAGAUCACUUUACUACGUGGUAAAUUAGAAGAUGUUGUUUUACCAUAUAAAAAAGUUGAUAUCAUUAUUUCUGAAUGGAUGGGUUAUUUCUUAUUAUACGAGUCUAUGCUAGAUACCGUUUUAUAUGCCCGUGAUAAGUAUUUAGUCGAAGGUGGUUUAAUUUUACCAGACAAGUGCUCCAUUCAUUUAGCAGGGUUGGAAGAUUCUCAAUACAAAGAUGAAAAAUUAAAUUACUGGCAAGAUGUUUAUGGAUUUGAUUAUUCUCCGUUUAUUCCAUUGGUUAAAAAAGAACCAUUAGUUGAUAUUGUGGACAACAAGUGUGUUAACACUACAAAAACCAAAUUGAUUGAGUUUGAUCUAAAUACCGUUACAGUUGCUGAUUUAGCAUUCACUUCUAAAUUUAAGGUAGAAGCUAAAAGACAAGAUUUUAUUAACGGUGUUAUCUGUUGGUUUGAUAUUGUAUUCCCAGCUCCAAGACAUAGAAAACCAAUUGAAUUUUCUACUGGCCCUCAUGCUCCAUAUACUCAUUGGAAACAAACCGUAUUCUAUUUCCCAGAUGACUUAGAAUGUGAAAAAGGUGAUAUAUUGGAAGGUACCUUAGUUUGUAAGCCUAGUAAAACUAAUAACAGAGACUUAGAUAUUAAGAUCAAAUAUGAUUUCCAAGCUAAGGGUGCCGACUCUGAAGAAAGAUCUGUCAAGAACGAAGGUUCUUUUAUUAUGCAUUAG
This is a messenger RNA of Henningerozyma blattae CBS 6284, 1047 nucleotides long. RefSeq names its product protein-arginine omega-N methyltransferase HMT1 (gene HMT1). The record is from RefSeq and is a predicted model, not a curated record. Gene Ontology annotation, molecular function: protein-arginine N-methyltransferase activity. Gene Ontology annotation, cellular component: nucleus. Gene Ontology annotation, biological process: peptidyl-arginine methylation. The coding region runs from base 1 to 1047 and encodes 348 amino acids. Lineage: Eukaryota; Fungi; Ascomycota; Saccharomycetes; Saccharomycetales; Saccharomycetaceae. The transcript has a single exon.